AGAAGAUUUACGGCGAUGUGGUCGAAGGAACGAUGUGGCCGGACGUCGCCGGUAAAUCUCACACGUCCUGCGAUCAUUUCAAAGUGAAGCUGCCAGCAGUGAAGGAAAAGAAGAAAGAAAAGGAGAACGAGUCGAAGUGCUGUAAGAUCUUCGCCCUGUUUCAUUAUCGCAAGCCUCGGGACCCGCUCCGUGGUUCCAGCGCAGCCUCGUCAGUGCCCCUGCUCGAUAUGGGCGCAAGAGCAUGGGACUACGAGGCCCUGCCGGAACUCCACACUUCGACGGCGGUUACGCCGACCUCGACGCCACCGAGCGUGUCCCAGCAGAAAGCGCCUAGGGUAUAUUUUCAAGCAGAGAAUCUGUCGUCUACUAGACGAAGAAGCAGCAAUAGACUGCUGACGCCACAGCAAUCCUGCAGGAGACGGAGCCGGAGCAUGAGCGCCUGGAGCGAUUUGUCCAGGUCGUCUUUCAGGUUGGACGAAAGCGAUAUUAACUAGAGCAUAAAGCGAACUAUAAUCCAAUCGUAUUGGAUUCUCCAGAUCAAUGAACUGCGA
Mycetomoellerius zeteki is the source of this 551-nucleotide messenger RNA. RefSeq lists its product as uncharacterized. The record is from RefSeq and is a predicted model, not a curated record. Bases 33 to 494 code for a protein of 153 amino acids. The transcript has 2 exons. Lineage: Eukaryota; Metazoa; Arthropoda; Insecta; Hymenoptera; Formicidae.